CAGAACAGAACUGAAUUGAGAAUAGAGAAAAAGAAAAGGUUGAAAACCAAAAUCAUAAUUCAUAACAUUGAUUAAUUGAUAGCAUAUGAACAAGAAGGAGGAUAAUGAGAAAAGAGGAGUUAAAGGUUGGAUCGACGGCGAUGAAACCGCUCACUAUAUGCUACGUAGGAUCUCCGCCCUCCGAUCCACCCUCCUCGUUCCGCCGCUGCACAGGGUUCCGCUCCGCCUCGGCAACGUCAUCGAGAUCUUCGGUCCCUCACCCUCCGCCAAAACACAAAUUCUCAUUCAAGUUGCUAUAAAUUGUGUACUUCCGAAAGAGUGGAACCGGGUUCGCUACGGUGGUUUUGACCAUUCCGUGCUCUUUCUUGACCUCGAUUGUCGCUUCGAUAUCUCGCGCUUCUCGCAAAUGCUCACUCAUCGGAUUAUGGAAGGUAAUGCGAUUGGGGAUUGUGAUAAGACGCUGUAUGAUUUGUGCAUGCAACGCUUCUUGUAUGCCCGGUGUUCCAACAGCUUCGAAUUCCUUCAGACUCUCAAGAGUUUACAUUAUCGCUUAAAAAGGGAGAAAGAUCAUGGGGUUAGUGUGCAACUGCUACUGAUUGACAGCAUUGGAGCUUUUCAUUGGGUAGAUCGGGCAUCAAUGUUCUUGUCUCUAAAAGAACAUAAUAGGAAAAAGCUUUUCUUACAGAGUGUAUCAGAAGCUGUAGUUCAAGAUAUUAAAAAACUACUUCAGGUGCAUCCUAUGUUAGUUAUAGCCACAAAGUCGGUUAUUUUUGGAAAUACAUACUCUACGGCUUCAGAGGAGGUCAACGGGUGUUCAAGAAAUGUAACAAGAAGCCCACAACAUACUCAGUAUCGUGAGUACAUGCCUUCAGUCUGGCAGUCUUUUGUUACACAUAGAAUACUUCUACGCCGUUCAGAUGAUCAACCUGUUAUAAGCAAUUCUGAAAACUCCUCAUGGUAUGUGUUGGAAUGGUUAUUACCAAGAAUUGGACUUCCAGACAAGAUUAUAGUGAAGGAUAAUGGUGUUUUUGUUGAUUCAUGAACCAUGGUUGCGGACGGUGCCAAUUGUGGCUGAUGUAAAUAUAGAUUCAGCAAUGCUUUUAUACAAGGGCACGUAACUGUCUUCAUUGGUCACAACAUCAUGAAGCAAAUAGGAUCCAAGUCUUUCUGAAGAUCCAUUGCAUCAGAAUUUAAGUUAUUCUUGCGUGCUAUAAGAAGGAUCUCAUAUUGCAACCUGAUUUAGGAAAGCUUCCGGGAUCGAGCACUUGGAAAGCUCCAAGAGGUCACAAUCACAAUUUUACUCAUCCUAGUUUAAUUAAUUGCCAACUUAGAUGAAAUUUGGUUCUUACAUGUGAUUUUCUGGUUGCAAUUGUUGAAAUGCACAGAAUCAUUUACUUGUGUAUUUGAAGAUAAACAAUGUUAGUUAACUCAAAUAAGUAACAAGAUAUAGGUGUUGACUGUUGAGAAGUGCAUAGUGCAAUAUAAAGAGAGUAUUGCCUCGUGACACAAGUAUAACUUUCUAAUAACCGCUAUCUUUUCUUUCUCCAAUAUCCUCUUUACUUAC
Messenger RNA from Arachis duranensis, 1564 nucleotides. Its product is annotated as DNA repair protein XRCC2 homolog. The record is from RefSeq and is a predicted model, not a curated record. Gene Ontology annotation, molecular function: DNA binding; ATP-dependent DNA damage sensor activity; ATP binding. Bases 86 to 1042 code for a protein of 318 amino acids. The transcript has 10 exons. Lineage: Eukaryota; Viridiplantae; Streptophyta; Magnoliopsida; Fabales; Fabaceae. Gene Ontology annotation, biological process: double-strand break repair via homologous recombination. Gene Ontology annotation, cellular component: Rad51B-Rad51C-Rad51D-XRCC2 complex; replication fork.